Molecule: messenger RNA, 1008 nt
Organism: Xenopus laevis (African clawed frog)
Lineage: Eukaryota; Metazoa; Chordata; Amphibia; Anura; Pipidae
Exons: 5
Coding region: 1-1008 (335 amino acids)
Source: RefSeq, a predicted model, not a curated record
AUGGAUGUUCCACUGGGAUUGAGAGUAUCUUCAGUUUUAGCGAGCUUUGCAUCAGAUGUCGUGGAUACAUUUGUAAAAAUCAAGAAACCAGGCCAAAGAGAUGACGAUGAUGAUGAAGAUUAUAAGGAAGCCGACGAGCAAAGCAGUGAAGCAGAACAGCCUGAAGAAAUAGAAAUUGGAAAACUGGAUACUGGAAUUGUCAAAAAUGAAGUUUUAUAUAUUGCUGUUAUAAGUAUCCUUGGCGUAGUUGCAGGACUAAUAGCCAUUGGAUGGAUCCUGCAUUGCAUAUUUGCAAGAAAGAAGAAGGCCUAUGAUGAAGAGAAGCCACCUCCACCAGAUUUCAUACAGAAGCAUAAAGACUAUUGGGAUACAGUUAUGCAAUGGGCAAAGAAGGCCCCAAUUCAUAAACUUAAAGAGGUAAUUGUGGUAAAGGAUGAGAUUCCAAUUAACAAACCUAAAAUAUCUGAGAUACCAGAAGAAAAGAAGACCAAAGCUGGUGAAACUAAAAUAUCUCAGAAAUCUGAUAAAGUGUUUUCCAAGGAGAUGAAAAAGGUGGAAUUGCAGGAAGUUCCACUAUCAUCUAUGGAAAUACCUCAAGAGAAGAAGGAGACCACAGCUAGGAAACUUAAAAAAUUUCAUAAAACAAAGACAAAGAAAAUAUCUCCUAAAUUACAAGAGCAUAAGAAAGAGCACAUAAAAUCCAAGGAGCUGGAAAAAGUGGAAUUGCAGGAAGUUCCAAAAUCAUCUAUAGAAAUACAAAGAGAGCUUCAAACUAUGGACCAGGUGUCUCCUGUCAAGGAAAGUACACCACAAAUCAUUAAAAAAGUGUCAGAAUUUAGAGGAAAACCAGAAAAAGUUUCAGUGCCAGGGGAACCAAUAUUUAAAAGUAAAAGGAUUAGAUGUUAUAUGUGGAAUGAAGAUUUGCCCUCCGGUGUGCAACAGCCUGAUGCAACACUACGACCAAUAUUUCCUGGCAAAGUUACACCAAUUACUAAUAAAGAUAGGUGA